Molecule: messenger RNA, 1452 nt
Organism: Myripristis murdjan (pinecone soldierfish)
Lineage: Eukaryota; Metazoa; Chordata; Actinopteri; Holocentriformes; Holocentridae
Product: growth hormone secretagogue receptor type 1-like
Exons: 5
Coding region: 1-1452 (483 amino acids)
Biological process (GO): G protein-coupled receptor signaling pathway; hormone-mediated signaling pathway
Cellular component (GO): plasma membrane
Molecular function (GO): growth hormone secretagogue receptor activity
Source: RefSeq, a predicted model, not a curated record
AUGGAUCUAAUGGAGCUGGGAGACCUGGGCAGUGGUUGUGAAGACGAGGACUGCGGCUUGGCAUCGGGCUUCCUGGAGGACUGCUCAAACCAGUUAGACUACCAGUGGGAGGAGCCUAUUUUUGGACUGGUUGAGUUAGUGUGUGUGACUGUGGUGUGCAUCCCGUUGAUGCUUUUUGGCCUGCUGGGAAACAUGCUGACAAUCCUGGUGGUUUUGCUCCGUCCCCACAUGAGAAGCUCCACCUACCUUUACCUGAGCAGCAUGGCUGUUAGUGACCUGCUGAUACUGCUGCUGCUGCCUCUGGAUCUGUAUAAGCUGUGGAGGCCCAGGCCUUGGCCUUUUGGAGACCUUGCCUGCAAGCUCACCAUGUUCCUCUCAGAGUGCUGCACCUUCUCCACUAUCCUCCACAUCACUUUCCUCUCCCUGGAGAGGUACCUGGCAGUCUGCUGGCCAAUCACGGCCAAGACCCUGGUCACACGACGCAGAACCAAGACUGUUAUUGGCUGCCUGUGGUUAGGGGCGGUCGUCAGUGCGGCGCCGGUGUUGAUGAUGGUUGGAGUGGAGGAGGUGGGGGGAGAGGAAUUGGGGAUGGGCGGGUGGAGGGAGGAAGGAAGGUGGGCAGCCAGGGAAGGAACACAGCGAGGAAUAAUUAUGGGUGACUGGGGAGAGAUGGCUUUGAUGGAAGGAGGGACAGAGGGAGGAACGUGGGGAGAAAAAGAGAUGAAGGGAUGGGAUGAGAGAGCUGAAGAGUGGCAACAAAGUGGAGGAGGAGAAACAAAAGAUAAAGUACAACCUCAGAAAACGGCACAUGAGGGAGUGGGAGGAGAGGACGAGAUCGAAGUUAAAGAGGAAGGGCAAAAUAAAAAGAAAGAAGAUGAGGGAGGAGGAGAGGAAGAGAUGGAGGAGGGACGGCGAGGAAGAGACAUGGAUGAGGGCGACAAGAGAGAGUGUCGCUGCACCGACUACGCCGUCUCCUCCGGCCUGCUGUCCGCCAUGAUGAUUCUCUCCAACUUGUACUUCCUCGUGCCGCUCAGCAUUCUGGGAGUGGUGUACAGCCUGAUUGGGCGAACGCUGUGGCUCCGUCCGCAAAGCAGCCGCAAAGACCAGACGCACCGACACACCGUCAAAAUGCUGGCUGUGAUAGUCUUGGUGUUUAUCCUCUGCUGGCUGCCGUUCCAUGUGGGCCGGACACUCUUCUCCCUCUCUCUGGGCUCCGGUUCCUAUAUUUUAUAUUAUCUCUCUCAGUAUUUUAACCUGGUGUCUUCUGUCCUGUUCUACCUCAGUGCCGCUGUCAAUCCUCUGCUAUACAACCUGAUGUCUGCCAGAUACAGGCACGCUGUGCAUGGCCUCAUACACUCACACCCCGACACACCCUCUCACACAACAAACUCUCACACAUACCCAUGCCGCCUGCACCCACUCACAGCACAGCACUCCACGACCACCAUGUAA